AUGGCCAGCCCCGAGCCCCGGCGCGGCGGGGACGGCGCCGCCGAGGCCGCGAGGAACACAAGAGCAGAGGCCACUUCUCUUCAAGAGGAGAACUCUGAAUCCCCGUAUGAGGUGGGGACCUGGAACCCAGAAGUUACUCUGUCUUUGGAAGGGACCUUGAACUUAGAGGAUAUUCUCUACCCAGGGGACACAGGUGACUUAGAUGUGGCUAUGUAUGUGGAAGAGACCGAGAAGCCUGAGGAGACGCUGCAUAUUGAGGAGACCAGGACGCCUGAUGAGGCCCUGUAUGUGGAGGAGCCAGGAAAGCCAGAGGAGAUGCUGUAUGUGGAAGAGCCCGUGAAGCCGGUGAAGACUACAAGCCCAGAGCAGAUGGUUUAUAGGGGAGAGACAGUCCCGAGCGAGGAGAAACCUAACCCCGAGGAGAGCCUCAGAGCUGGGCCGAGUCCCAGCACAGAGGGGAGCCUGAGCACAGAGGACCUGGAAUUGCUGGAGGGGCGUUUCCAGCAGUGUGUCCAAGCCGUGGCCCAGCUGGAAGAGGAGAGGGAUCAGCUCAUCCAUGAGCUUGUGUUGCUCCGGGAACCAGCCCUGCAGGAGGUACAACGGGUCCACCACGACAUCCUGGCUGCCUACAAACUGCACGCCCAGGCAGAGCUGGCGAGGGAUGGGCUGAGGGAGGAGAUCCGGCUGGUCAAGCAGAAGCUGUUCAAGGUGACAAAGGAAUGUGUGUCCUACCAAUAUCAGCUGGAGUGCCGCCGGCAGGACGUGGCCCAGUUUACCGAGUUCCGGGAAGUGCUGACCGCCCGGGCAGCCCAGCUCUCGGAGGAAUUAGCCCAGCUUCGGGAUGCCUAUCAGAAGCAAAAGGAGCAGUUACGGCAACAGCUAGAAGCACCUCCAAGCCAGAGGGAUGGGCACUUUCUCCAGGAGAGCCGGCAGCUCUCUGCCCAGUUCGAGAACCUCAUGGCAGAGAGCCGCCAGGGCCUGGAGCAGGAGUAUGAGCCUCAGCUGCUGCGGCUCCUAGAGAGGAAAGAAUCUGCGGCCAAAGCUCUGCAGAAAACCCAGGCCGAGAUCCAGGAGAUGAAGGAGGCUCUGCGACCCCUGCAAGCAGAGGCCCUUCAGCUCCAGCUGCAAAACAGGAAUCUGGAGGACCAGACCACCCUCGUGAGGCAAAAACGAGACGAGGAGGUGCAGCAGUACAGGGAACAGCUGGAGGAAAUGGAAGAACAACAGAGGCAGCUAAGAAGCGGGGUGCAACUCCAGCAACAGAGGAACAAAGAGAUGGAGCAGCUAAAGAUCAGCCUUGCUGAAGAGCUCUCAACGUACAAGGGCUGUUUAGAAACAUAUGGCCGAAUCUGUAACCAAGAAACAACAAAAAACUUCUUAGCAAAGGAUCACUAA
This is a messenger RNA of Lipotes vexillifer (Yangtze River dolphin), 1395 nucleotides long. RefSeq names its product syncoilin, intermediate filament protein (gene SYNC). The record is from RefSeq and is a predicted model, not a curated record. Lineage: Eukaryota; Metazoa; Chordata; Mammalia; Artiodactyla; Lipotidae. Gene Ontology annotation, biological process: intermediate filament-based process. Gene Ontology annotation, cellular component: sarcolemma; Z disc; neuromuscular junction.